This is a messenger RNA of Trypanosoma cruzi, 1373 nucleotides long. RefSeq lists its product as uncharacterized. The annotation marks the transcript as partial. The transcript has a single exon. The record is from RefSeq and is a predicted model, not a curated record. Lineage: Eukaryota; Euglenozoa; Kinetoplastea; Trypanosomatida; Trypanosomatidae.
AUGAGUUCCAGCGAUGAUGAGUGGCGAAAUCCACCCGACUUGCUCGCGCGGAGAACCGCAGGCCGUAGAGGUGGGGAGGACGCCAUGCUAGCGGCGCGGAGACAAGCGGUGCAGCGGCAGCACGGCUCUGCAGCGUUGGCCCCGCCGCCGACACAACCGCCGGCACAAGAACCCCUCAUGGUGCCGGAGCAGUUGACGCGGAAAACGAUGCCGCCACCAAAACGAGAGACGGGAGUAACGGAGGAGAUGCUUGAAUCCCUGCGUCAGGAGCUCGAGGCAAAGAAAAAAGUGCUCACUGCGGCGAAGGAAAAGGAAAAUUCUCUGAGGGAGAAGUGGCGUGCGCUGAGGGCGCAAAAACUCGCAGAGAUUGCACAACUUGACGUCAAGCUUCGCCAACAUAAGGACGCUAUGGAAGAUGUAAAGGUGUCAGCGGAACGUGAAGUUCGUGAGGCAGAAGACGCGCAGAAGCAACAACUGAAGGAAGAGCGCAUUAAAGUUGCGAGUGCCGUUCGUGAACAAUACGAGCCGCAGAUCGUGGCCCUACGUUCCCAGCUGGAAGGGCUGCAGCAGCAGGAGGCCAAACUGAAGGCAGAAUUGGGUGUAGGAGAGACCGUGAAGGAUCUUCUGCACAAAUGUGUUGGUAGUGCGCUUGCCACUAUUUUGCAGCGCGUGAAUGACUUGUUUGCAGCCGAGAGUUCAACGAUGGAAAGUUGGGAAGACGAGAUACAACGUCUUGUGCGACAUGAAGUGCGUUCCUCUUUUGCCGUCACGACCGGGAGCGAGGCGCAACGGGAGCGUGAGGACUGCCAGAAAAUAUUUCAGGAGUUGCUUGAAUUUUGGCGCAAGGCAGAGGAGGAGGAGCGGGAACAUGUCCUCAAGAUGGACGAGCAGUUGAUAUUAGACAUGCAAUCAAUGGUGCAUGACGAUCUUGACCGGCUCCAGCGUGAGGAGUUAAGCAUGGAGGAGAUGUACACGGAAUCGCGCGAAGCGUGGGCGUCGCAGCACCAGGAAAUUUUAAAGCGUGAAUUAGACGCAGCCAUGAGCCGCCGCACCGCCGAGCACGAGGAGCAGCGAGCACUUCGCCAUCAACUGCACUUGGAGCGUCUGAAGGCUGUGGAGGAGAACCAUCACGACAUGUUGGAAAAACAGCGAUGGUUUCAUGAGAAGCAUAUGGCGCUUCUGCGUGAGCAGCAUGUCAAAGAGGAACGUCUCGCCGAGCAACGGAGUCGUGUCAAUGCAGCCAUGCAAGCAGACGCUUCACGCGCUACGGAAGAAUUUAAUCGCAUUGUACACGCCGUUGAGGCUCUUCUGAAAAGAAUGAAGGAAUAUCGAGCCGCAAUUGAGGAUGGCCGUGCAGCAAUAGACAGCGAUCG